GAUCAAACAAACACAAGACUUUGUUUCAAAUCCCCCCAUUUGUCUGAGGUUUGUACUCUCAUUGAAAUUUUUAUCUUUGAUCCUCAGACAUUCAAAGACAAAAAAAAGUUCCUUAAAAGAAACAUUCACAAGAAACAAAGAUUAUCUUGUGUGGAAAAUUAAUUAAGGGGAAGAAAACAACAUGUCUUUCACCGGAACUCUUGACAAAUGCAAGGCUUGUGACAAGACUGUUUAUGUGGUUGAUUUGUUAACUCUUGAAAAUAUACCAUAUCAUAAACAAUGCUUCAAAUGCAGUCAUUGCAAGGGAUGUCUUACGAUGAGUACAUAUUCUUCCAUGGAUGGAAUUCUCUAUUGCAAGACACAUUUUGAACAGCUAUUCAAGGAAUCUGGCAAUUUUAGCAAGAACUUCGCAAAGUCUUCUGACAAGCAAAAUGACCUGAAUAGGACACCAAGUAGACUAUCUUCCAUGUUCAGCGGUACCCUCGACAAAUGCGCGACUUGCUCUAAAACCGUCUACCCACUCGAAAAGGUGACAAUGGAAGGUGAAUGCUACCACAAAAAUUGCUUUAGGUGUGCUCAUGCAGGGUGCCCUCUCACACAUUCAAACUAUGCUGCACUUGAUGGUGUCCUCUACUGUAGGGUCCAUUUUGCACAACUUUUCAUGGAGAAAGGUAACUAUAGCCAUGUACUCAAAUCUGCACACAAGAGGAAUGGUUCUUCUCCACUUUCUGAAACAACACUUGAAGUUGUUGAAGAGCCUUCACAACCAGCAGAAGCUGAUGAAGCACCUGAAGACCAACCAGCUGAAGAAACCUCUUGAAUGA
Trifolium pratense (red clover) is the source of this 824-nucleotide messenger RNA. RefSeq names its product LIM domain-containing protein PLIM2c-like. The record is from RefSeq and is a predicted model, not a curated record. The coding region runs from base 182 to 820 and encodes 212 amino acids. Lineage: Eukaryota; Viridiplantae; Streptophyta; Magnoliopsida; Fabales; Fabaceae. Gene Ontology annotation, molecular function: actin filament binding. Gene Ontology annotation, cellular component: actin cytoskeleton; plasma membrane. Gene Ontology annotation, biological process: actin filament bundle assembly. The transcript is spliced from 5 exons.